This is a messenger RNA of Aspergillus melleus, 732 nucleotides long. Its product is annotated as YoaK family protein. The coding region runs from base 1 to 732 and encodes 243 amino acids. The transcript has a single exon. The record is from RefSeq and is a predicted model, not a curated record. NCBI's taxonomy places the organism in Eukaryota, Fungi, Ascomycota, Eurotiomycetes, Eurotiales, Aspergillaceae.
AUGAAACUUGCUCUCUCCGAAAUCUGGUUCUACCUAAACGAGGAUAUCCGCGAGGACAUCUUACUCGAAUGCCAACUCCUUUUGCUCUCCUUCGCUACCGGCAUUCAAGACGCUGCAGCAUGGCCUGACUACGCCUGCUUCGCCUCCAACCAAACGGGGAACACCCUUUUCCUCGCAAUCGGGGUCGCCGGCCUUGCCAAUAACGCCUACAGCUUCCCCAAUAUCGGCAUGAGCCUGGGAAUGUUUGUCUCAGGAGGUCUGGUCAUGGGCCAGCUGGGAAAUUGGUUGGGGGUCCGGCGACGACUCUGGCUGCUGCUGAGCAGCAUUAUCCAGACCGUCCUGGUUCUCGUCGCUAUGAUUGUGCAAUACGCUGUGCCGCGGAAGCCGGAGGGCCCCGCCGCGCUGGGGGUAAUUGCGUGCCUGGCAUUUUCGUCGGGGGCUCAGGUGGCGAUGAGUCGGUCGUUGAAGAUCACGGAGAUCACGACGGCCAUGGCGACGGCGGCGUAUGUUGAUGUGGUGGUGGAUCCGGGCUUGUUGAAGCUACAUAACCGGCUGCGUAAUCGACGGGUGAUGUUCCUGGUGAUGCUAACGGCGGGAUGCUUUGUUGGUGCGUUUGCUGUGCGGGCAGUUAAUUCGUCGUUUGCACUUGUGUGGUGUGCAGCCGGCAAGUCUGUGGUGACGGUGUCGUUGCUGGGGAAUAAAUGUAUCCAAAAGAAUCCGAGCCGUCGAUGA